AUGGUUCUAGGAACCCGACUUUCUGUAGAGGUGCCACAGUGUGAUUCAGUAGCUAUCACGGACCAGAAAAGCUUUAUUAGCAGGGUAAAAAAGCAAGAGAACAUCAACUACCGGACAAAGACAUCAACUACCGGACAAAGACAUCAACUACCGGACAACAACAUCAACUACCGGACAGAGACAUCAACUACCGGACAAAGACAUCAACUACCGGACAAAGACAUCAACCACCGGACAAAGACAUCAACCACCGGACAAAGACAUCAAUCACCGGACAAAGACAUCAACUACCGGACAAAGACAUCAACUACCGGACAAAGACAUCAACCACCGGACAAAGACAUCAACCACCGGACAAAGACAUCAAUCACCGGACAAAGACAUCAACUACCGGACAAAGACAUCAACCACCGGACAAAGACAUCAACUACCGGACAAAGACAUCAACUACCGGACAAAGACAUCAACUACCGGACAACGACAUCACCCACCGGACAAAGACAUCAACUACCGGACAAAGACAAACCACCGGACAAAGACAUCAACCACCGGACAAAGACAUCAACCACCGGACAACGACAUCAACCACCGGACAACGACAUCAACCACCGGACAACGACAUCAACCACCGGACAGAGACAUCAACCACCGGACAGAGACAUCAACCACCGGACAAAGACAUCAACCACCGGACAAAGAAAUCAACUACCGGACAAAGACAUCAACUACCGGACAAAGACAUCAACUACCGGACAAAGACAUCAACCACCGGACAAAGACAUCAACCACUGGACAAAGACAUCAACUACCGGACAAAGACAUCAACCACCGGACAAAGACAUCAACCACCGGACAAAGACAUCAACCACCGGACAAAGACAUCAACUACCGGACAAAGAAAUCAACUACCGGACAAAGACAUCAACUACCGGACAAAGACAUCAACCACCGGACAAAGACAUCAAUCACCGGACAAAGACAUCAACCACCGGACAAAGACAUCAACUACCGGACAAAGACAUCAACUACCGGACAAAGACAUCAACCACCGGACAAAGACAUAAACCACUGGACAAAGAAAUCAACUACCGGACAAAGACAUCAACCACCGGACAAAGAAAUCAACCACCGGACAAAGACAUCAACCACCGGACAAAGAAAUCAACUACCGGACAAAGACAUCAACUACCGGACAAAGACAUCAACUACCGGACAAAGAAAUCAACUACCGGACAGAGACAUCAACCACCGGACAAAGACAUCAACCACCGGACAAAGACAUCAACCACCGGACAAAGAAAUCAACCACCGGACAAAGACAUCAACCACCGGACAAAGAAAUCAACCACCGGACAAAGACAUCAACCACCGGACAAAGACAUCAACCACCGGACAAAGAAAUCAACCACCGGACAAAGACAUCAACCACCGGACAAAGAAAUCAACCACCGGACAAAGACCUCAACCACCGGACAAAGACAUCAACUACCGGACAAAGACAUCAACCACCGGACAAAGACAUCAACCACCGGACAUAGACAUCAACUACCGGACAAAGAAAUCAACUACCGGACAAAGACAUCAACCACCGGACAAAGACAUCAACCACCGGACAAAGACAUCAACCACCGGACAAAGACAUCAAUCACCGGACAGAGACAUCAACCACAGGACAAAGAAAUCAACUACCGGACAAAGACAUCAACUACCGGACAAAGACAUCAACCACGUGUAGUUGAUGAAUGA
Pecten maximus is the source of this 1746-nucleotide messenger RNA. Its product is annotated as BUD13 homolog. The transcript has 2 exons. NCBI's taxonomy places the organism in Eukaryota, Metazoa, Mollusca, Bivalvia, Pectinida, Pectinidae. Bases 1 to 1746 code for a protein of 581 amino acids. The record is from RefSeq and is a predicted model, not a curated record.